AUGAAAAGUGUCAAGGAGUUGAUGGAAGAAGAGGUAAGUCUCAAUCGUUUUGGUGGUUUUGCUUUUAGAUUACGUAUGUUGUAAGAAGGUUAUGAAAUAGGUAAUUAACAUGCUAUUUAAAAUAGCCAACUUGCCACCUAAAGUUUAAAUUUUGAUGUAUUUUCAUAAAAAGUUAUGUUAUCUUUGGCUUCUUGUUGUCUAAAAUUUGGAGUUUAUGUUGAAUUAAUAAUUAUCUAACUUCCGUUAUAUAAGACUAAGUUUUGUAUUGACGAAUUUACAACCUUUUUUAUGUAAAUUACAAUUUUCAGCGUCGAGAUGAAGAAGAAUGGCAUAAGAAGCACGAACAAGAACACAUAAAACAUCGUGGACAUGAUGUAAUGCACGCCGAGAUCUUUAUUAUAUUUAUAUUAGUUAUGGCAGUAUCUCAGAUCAUACUGGUCGUGUGGAAACGCAAACAUUUUCGAAGUUAUCAAGUGUGCACAUUACUUGGCCUAUGGUUAAUACCGCCGAUUCUGUCGAUUGCCAAGGAAUUCUACCGGUUUUUGUUCACUUGGGUUGUUUUUAGUGCGAUCUCGGGUUAUAUAUUCAAAUUAUCGACUGCUGAUCAUAUUAGUGGCAAGACGCCGCGGUAGGUUAUGGAUAUAAUUAUGUGUAAACAAUGUUUUAGGCUGUGCAAUUUUGUUUUAUUAUAAUUUAAUGAUAAAACAGGUUCAAGAAUAGUAACUUAUUCUAAUUUUAGGUUUGUGUACAACUUUUUGAUGGCCUUACACGUGAUGUCGUAUGUUUUGGGAAUUUUCGGCUAUGCUAUAAUAUUGGGAGCUCUAUUCGGUGUCAAUUUUAUGAUCGGUGUAAAAACCUCGACGUUUAUGGAUCUGGGAUUGUUGUUAAUGUUCUACGGUAUUUAUUAUGGUGUGCUCGGAAGAGAUUUUGCCCACAUUUGCACGGACAGAAUGGCAUGCAAAAUUGGUGUAUGUUUUUUUUUAAUUGUUGAAGUUAUGCUAGGCUUAAGCUUACUAAGCCUAAACCUAAUAAGCUUAUGCUUGCUAAAUUAAUCAAAACUUAACCUUAAUAAGAUGAUAGCUGUUGUAUUGUUAUUAUUUGCAUUUUUAGUACUUCACAAACGAAGGCUUGCCAAAGAAGACUCUAGACCCAAAUGUAUGUGCAGUAUGUGGUGACAUUGUGCGACCAGCACCAAAAGAACGUGAACUCUCGGACGAACUGGAGGAGCCAACCUACACGCUCACAUGUGGACACAGAUUCCACGAACGAUGCAUACGAGGUUGGGUUGUUAUAGGAAAACUUCAAACAUGCCCAUACUGCAAAGAAAAGGUAGAUCUUCAGCGAAUGUUCAAAAAUCCAUGGGAGAAGCCGCAUUUAUUCUACGGAAAACUGCUGGACUGGUGCCGUUACCUGGUGGCCUGGCAGCCACUCAUCUUAUUUAUUGUGAAAGUCCUCAACAACUACUUUGGCUUGGAAUAG
This is a messenger RNA of Bursaphelenchus okinawaensis, 1479 nucleotides long. Lineage: Eukaryota; Metazoa; Nematoda; Chromadorea; Rhabditida; Aphelenchoididae. The record is from the annotation of a GenBank genome assembly.